AUGGCGGCGCCUGCACCCGCACCUGCACCACCGGCAUCUCGCAAGCGCGCCGCGGCGCCGGACCACGAACCGACCGCCAGCCGAUCCAGUACUCCCGCCGCGGCGGCCGGCGCCAAGAGGCCGCGGAGGUACGCGCUGGCGAGCGUCGACGACUACGAGCAGCUCGACGUCGUCAGCGAGGGCGCCUCCGGCGUCGUCAUCAUGGCGCGCCACCGCCGCACCGGCAACAAGGCCGCCUGCCAGCACGCGUGCACCGGCCACCCCAACAUCGUCCAGAUCAAGGACGUCGUCGCCGACGCCAAGUCCGGGGACGUCUUCCUCGUCAUGGAGUUCGUCGGAGGCAGCCUCCGGGACGAGCUACCGAGGGCCCGGCCGGAGAAGCAAGUCCGCUUCAUGAUGCGGCAGCUCGUCGGCGCCGCCAAGAAGAUGCACGCCUCGCACGUCAUCCACCGGGACAUCAAGCCGGAGAACAUCCUCAACAGCUUUGGCGACCUCAAGGUUUGCGACUUCGGCUCGGCGACGUUCGUCAACCCCACCGGGAAGCCAUACGAGGAGUGUUUGGUCGGCACCUUGCCCUACACCUCGCCGGAGCAACUCGCCGGCAACCAUUGCUACGGCCCGGGCGUCGACAUGUGGCCGCUUGGCUGCAUCAUGGGCGAGCUGCUCACCGGCGCGCCGCUGUUCGGAGGCGACAUGACGGAGAAGGAGCUGCUCGCCGACCUGUCCGCCAACCUGGACGACCAGCUCAACGAGCUCUUCUAUGAUGUCCUGCCGGAGCUCUCGCCGGCGGCGCGCGAGGUCCUGUUCGGGCUGCUGGCGUUCGACCCAGAGAAGAGGAUGACGGCGGCGGAGGCGCUGGAGCACCGGUGGUUCGCCGAGGAGCCCAAGAAAGCAAACUUCGCCGGCUUCGCGCCUCUGUUUGGUUAG
Messenger RNA from Oryza sativa Japonica Group (Japanese rice), 927 nucleotides. Its product is annotated as putative cyclin-dependent kinase F-2. Gene Ontology annotation, molecular function: calcium/calmodulin-dependent protein kinase activity; calcium-dependent protein serine/threonine kinase activity; ATP binding. The record is from RefSeq and is a predicted model, not a curated record. NCBI's taxonomy places the organism in Eukaryota, Viridiplantae, Streptophyta, Magnoliopsida, Poales, Poaceae. Gene Ontology annotation, cellular component: nucleus; cytoplasm. Gene Ontology annotation, biological process: peptidyl-serine phosphorylation; intracellular signal transduction; protein autophosphorylation.